Messenger RNA from Lolium rigidum, 1995 nucleotides. RefSeq names its product putative pentatricopeptide repeat-containing protein At3g47840. NCBI's taxonomy places the organism in Eukaryota, Viridiplantae, Streptophyta, Magnoliopsida, Poales, Poaceae. The annotation marks the transcript as partial. Gene Ontology annotation, molecular function: RNA binding; protein binding. The transcript has a single exon. The record is from RefSeq and is a predicted model, not a curated record. Gene Ontology annotation, biological process: RNA modification.
AUGGUGGCGCUGGCGCGCGUAAAAUCCCUCCGUCUCCGUCUCCGUCGCUCCAUCUGGUCCGACGCCGUUCCCCUUCGUCCCGACACGCACCGGCCGCCCUUCUCCGUGCCGCCACUGCAAGACCUCAACGCCCGGCUGAAGCGCCUGGUGCAGUCAGGCCGCCUCAAGGACGCGCAGGCCCUGUUCGACGGAGCGCCGCACCGCGACGAGGCGUCCUACGCCGCCCUGCUCGCGGGCCAUGCCGCCGCGGGGGACUCCACCGGCGCCAUGGCGCUCUUCUCCCGCAUCCACGCCUCCCCGCUCCCGGCCGCCGACCCUUUCGUGGUCAGCCUCGCGCUCAAGGCCUGCGCCGCGGCCGCCGACGCCGGCCACGCCGCCUCGCUGCACGCCUUCGCCGUCAGGUCCUCGGCCGUCUCCUCCGUCUUCGUCGCCACCGCGCUUGCCGACGCCUACGCCAAGGCCGGCCGCCUCGCGCUGGCGCUCAGGGUGUUCGACGAAAUGCCAAGCAAGAACGUGGUCUCAUGGACCACGCUCGUGGGCGCGCUGACGCGGGCCGGCCGCCGCCACGACGCGCUCCGCCGCUUCGCCGAGAUGCGCGCCUCUGGGGUGCCCUGCGACUCGCACGCAUGCGCGGCUGUGCUCACCGCGUGCGCCGAGGCCAGGCUGCUGCUGCGCGGCCGCGAGGUGCACGCGCUCUGCGCCAAGCUCGGCAUCGACGCCACGCCCUACGUUGCCAACACCCUCGCCACGCUGUACGCGCGCUGCGGCGACGUCGACCGCGUGGUGGCCGCGAUCGGCUGCAUGGGCUCGCGCGACGUUGCUGCCUGGACGACUGUGAUAUCCUCCUAUGUGCAGUCCGGUCGUGCCAGGGAGGCCAUCCAGGCGUUCGUCGCAAUGCUUCGUGACGAGGCAUCGAACGCGGCGACGCCCAACAACUACACAUACGCUGCGGUUAUUGCUGCCUGUGCAGAUAUUUCACACGUCUGUCUUGGAGAGCAGUUGCAUGCGCAAGCUGCACAAAGAGGGUACGCCAGUGCCCGCUCAGUGGCCAAUUCGCUGGUCACACUCUACGCACGCUCCGCGGGUCGUCUCUCGGCAGCUGAUGCCGUGUUCCGGGAAAGUGCUACCAAGGAUGUUGUCUCCUGGAGUGCAAUUAUAUCAGGCUAUGCGCAGGAAGGGCUUGUUGGGGAGGCUUUCGCGCUGUUUUCUGAAAUGCGACGGAACCAGUGUUCUAAUCCAAAUGAGUUUACUCUUGCCAGUCUCCUGAGUGUGUGCGCAACUUCUGCGGCGCUGGACGCUGGUCGCCAACUCCAUGCACUUGCUUUAGCUGCUGGACUUGAACACCAUGCAAUGAUCACGAGUGCGCUCAUUGGCAUGUAUGGAAAGAGUGGCAGCAUGUCAGAUGCUGAUGCCGUAUUUUCCAAUCGUACGAAAGAUGAUGUGGUUUCGUGGACUGCGAUGAUCGUUGGGAAUGCUGAGCAUGGUUACAGCAAAAGAGCACUUGAAAUGUUUGAGCAAAUGUGCCAUGCUGGGUUAAAGCCGGACCAUGUUGCGUUCAUUGGCGUGCUCAGUGCUUGCUGUCAUGCUGGCCAAGUCGAGCUUGGAUUAAGAUACCUCGAUGCAAUGAGCAAAAGCUACGGACUGGAGCCUGCAAAGGAGCACUAUGGCUGUGUUGUGGAUUUGCUGGGCAGAGCUGGUAGAAUAAAUGAGGCUGAGGAGUUGAUUGGUAGGAUGGCAGCUAAUGAGAGAGAUGGUGUUGUUUGGACAUCUUUGCUUAGGGCAUGUGCAGCUCGAGGGGAAGAGGAAAUCGGAAAGAAAGCUGCAAAGAUGACAAUGGAGGCAGAGCCAUGGAGAUCAGGAGCACAUGUGGCAAUGGCAAAUCUGUAUGCCAGCAAGGGACAAUGGUGUGAGGCUGCACAGGAGAGGCAUAUGAUGAAGCAGAAAGGGGUUGUGAAAGGGGUAGGGUGGUCAUCAAUCACAGUUGGAGGGGAGGAG